Molecule: messenger RNA, 145 nt
Organism: Procambarus clarkii (red swamp crayfish)
Lineage: Eukaryota; Metazoa; Arthropoda; Malacostraca; Decapoda; Cambaridae
Source: RefSeq, a predicted model, not a curated record
AGAGGGAGAGUCAAAGAGGGAGAGUCAGAGAGGCAGAGACAGAGAGGCUGAGACAGAGAGGCAGAGAGGCAGAGACAGAGAGGAGAGUAAAAGGGAGAGCAAGAGGCUGAGACAGAGAGGAAGAGAAGAGAGGCAGAGACAGAGA